UAUUUCUUGAGUUUCCAGAAAUGAGACAAAAUUGGAGUAUCGAGGGGCAGACUCAAAGUAUGAUGAUAGUUUGAUUCACCGGCAAUGGAGUAUCCGGAACCGCCGGAGUGCCCGGUCUGUCUGCAACCGUACGACUCCGUUGCAACGAUCCCACGUGUACUCGCCUGCGGCCACUCUGCCUGCGAGCCCUGUCUCGCCCAGCUCCCAAACGCCUUCCCUGAUACCCUCCGCUGCCCCGCCUGUACUCAGCUUGUGAAGCUACCCAAACCCCUCUCCUCUCUCCCCAAAAACAUCGACCUCCUCCGUCUCUCCUCCCUCCUCCUCCACAACGACAAUUCUUCACUUUCCAAUACCGCAAAUUCGCUGCGGGAACCCGAAAAGGACUCAACAGUUUUCCUACCCGUUUUGUGGUCUCGUGAAUUCUACUUGUAUUGGAAGCGAUGGCUUCUCCCAGAGAACAGCGUAUCCACUGAGCCACGAAAUUCUGGUACUAAAAGCCCCGAUGACUUUUGUUAUUUGUUGUAUGGGUGUUUUAGAAAUCAUGAUAGUAGGAGCAAUAGAUGUUCGGUAGAGAAAGAGGAAGUAUGUCUUGUUAAAGUUGGGAUGUUUAUUGACAAGAACGAGAGCUGUUCUAAGUUUAAGUAUAGUUAUGAAGUGAAAGUGUUGAUAGUAUUAUAUGGGAUGGCAGAGGGGGUAAGAAAUGAAUUAGGCUUGAUUUUGAAUGCAGGCUCAAAACAAAGUGGAGCGUGUAAAGUUUAUGGAUUUUGGUAUAAUGUAGAUGACAAUUGUGUGUAUUUAGUUUGUCAGAGAUUUCAGGGGAGCGUAAGUAUGUUAACUGAUUUGUUUGCUGGUGAAAAUGGGGAGGAGAAGGUUAGAUGUAUGACAAGUUGGGCAAUGGUUGGGCUAGGAAUUUGUGAGGCUGUGUAUAAUUUGCAUUUGCAAGGACUAAGCAUUGGUUGUUUGGGAGCAUCUUGUUUUGGUUUAGAUGAAUUUGGCCAUGCUUAUGUUGAUAUUUGUGAGACUUUGAUAGCCGGAAGGAGAGUUGGGAAGAUGAUUGCAGGGAAGGAGGAUCAAAACCUUUCUGCAAGUUUGGAAAAUGAAAACACGGUAGAAUGUUCUUUUGUUAGUCCUGAGGCAAUGUUUGAGUUAUUGAAAGUUGAGGGUGUUCAAGUAGGUUGUGGCAGUUCGGAGUGUGAUGUUGGAUUUGGGUUGGAUGUUUGGUCUAUAGCUUGUUUGCUGCUUUGGCUUCUUAUUGGAAAACCUUUUACUGAAGAGAUGCAAAUUUAUUUACGAUAUCUUGUUACUGUUGCAAGUGAUAAAAAGGGUUGUGAUUUUGUUGGGUGGUACACUGUGUGGAAGGAGAGGAUUGUUUCUUUGUUUGUAUGUAAACUGGGACCUAACUUUAUUUCUUUAAGGGAAAUUCUCGGCAAGUGUUUGGAUUUUAAUCCUGAAAAUCGCCCACUUGUUCUUGAACUGUGGAAAAGUUUGAGAGAGGUGAUUGUGAAACCUGAUUUUGACGUUUUAACCAACUUAAAACAGGUAAGCAAGAAGGAGAGUAUGCCUCAUUGCUUACUGUUUGGAGACCUAUGCCUAUCAAUCUGGAGGACUAACAAACAAUCCAUGGGUGAAAAUCAAAGAAAAGAUGCUGAGGAAGUUGAAAUCUCAAAGAUUGACAAGGAUGUUGUUGAGGGAAUCCCUGACGGUCAAGUCAAAUGUAUUGAUCUAAAAGAACAUCGUGACUGUAUAACAGGCUUUGCUAUUGGAGGUGGUUUUCUUUUCAGCUCUUCAUUUGAUAAAGUGGUGAACGUGUGGUCUUUGCAGGAUUACUCUCAUGUACAUGCAUUUAAAGGUCAUGAACAAAGAGUUACUGCUGUAGCUUUUGUGGAUGAUGAAAAACCACUAUGCAUUAGCGGUGAUAAUGGGGGUGUCAUAUGCAUUUGGGGUGCCAGUGUUCCACUGGGCCCAGAACCAAUAAAGAAAAUAUAUGAGCAAAAGGAUUGGCGUUAUAGUGGUAUUCAUGCCCUUGUGGUCUCUGCGAGCAAGUAUAUGUACACUGGCAGUGGAGACAAGUCAAUAAAAGCAUGGUCACUGCAGGAUUACGAGUUAUCAUGCACAAUGAAUGGUCAUAAGUCGGUUGUUUCUUCAUUAGCAGUUUGCAAUGAGGUUCUUUAUAGUGGAAGUUGGGAUGGAACUGUGCGAUUAUGGUGCCUAAGUGAUCACAGUCCGUUGGCAGUGUUGGGCGAAAGUACACCUGGAAAUUUGACUUCAGUUUUGUCUAUUGCUGCUGAUGAGCAUACACUCGUUGCAGCUCAUGAGAAUGGCAUUAUUAAGAUCUGGUUUAACGAUACGCUACUGAAGUCUACACAAGCCCACAAUGGAGCUGUAUUCUCUGCCUGCAAGAAGGGUAGAUGGAUUUUCACUGGUGGUAGGGACAAGACUGUAAGUGUGCAGGAACUAUCCGAGGAAGAUACACAAACAGAUGCCACUGCAUUUGGAUCAAUUCCUUGUGAUUCCGUGGUAACAGCUCUUCUAUAUUGGCAAGGAAAGCUGUUCAUUGGGCAAGCUGAUAGAGUAAUCAAGGAGAAAAUUGACGGGUUGAACAAAACUUGGAGUAACAUCACCAGUUUGAACCACUGGGUGGUGAGAGAAUAUGGGAGGCUCGUCAAUUCUGUUAAUGUUCUUGAACCCCAAAUUCAGAAACUUUCUGAUGAACAGUUGAGUGCAAAAACACUGGAGUUUCGCAGACGGUUGAGAGAAGGAGAGUCCAUAUCCCAUAUUCAAGCUGAGGCAUUUGCUGUUGUUCGUGAAGCUGCAAAAAGAAAGUUGGGAAUGCGCCAUUUUGAUGUUCAGAUAAUUGGUGGAGCCGUGCUUCAUGAUGGAGCCAUUGCAGAGAUGAAAACUGGUGAAGGGAAGACCUUAGUGUCCACAUUGGCAGCAUACCUCAAUGCUUUGACUGGAGAGGGUGUUCAUGUUGUCACAGUUAAUGACUACCUAGCACAACGUGAUGCUGAAUGGAUGGGACGUGUUCAUCGUUUCCUAGGGCUUUCUGUUGGCCUUAUCCAAACACGGAUGACGGCUGACGAGAGGAGAUUGAAUUAUGGAUGUGAUAUAACAUAUACUAACAAUUCAGAACUUGGUUUUGACUAUCUACGAGAUAACCUUGCUACUAGUCGCGAACAACUUGUUAUGAGAUGGCCAAAACCUUUCCAUUUUGCAAUAGUUGAUGAAGUUGACUCGGUCCUCAUUGAUGAAGGAAGAAAUCCUUUACUAAUAAGUGGUCAGGCAAGUAAAGAUGCUGCACGAUAUCCUGUUGCUGCUAGACUAGCUGAGCUGCUCAUGAGGGAUCUUCAUUACAACAUAGAGUUUAAGGAUAGAUCUGUGGAAUUAACUGAAGAAGGAAUUUUUCUUGCUGAGAUGGCUCUAGAAACAAAUGACUUGUGGGAUGAGAAUGAUCCAUGGGCAAGAUUUGUAAUUAGUGCUUUAAAAGCCAAGGAGUUUUAUAAGCAGGAUGUCCAAUACAUUGUCAGAAACGGGAAAGCUCUAAUAAUAAAUGAGUUGACUGGAAGAGUGGAAGAUAAAAGACGAUGGUCUGAUGGCAUUCAUCAGGCUGUGGAGGCUAAAGAAGGUCUAGAAAUUAAGGCUGAUUCAGUUGUUGUGGCACAAAUUACAUACCAGUCACUAUUUAAGCUAUACCCUAGGCUUUCAGGGAUGACUGGAACUGCAAAAACAGAGGAGAAAGAGUUUUUGAAAAUGUUCAAAACGCCAGUGAUAGAAGUUCCUGCAAAUCUGCCAAACAUCCGAAAAGACUUGCCCAUUCAAGCUUUUGCUACUGAACGAGGAAAAUGGGUACAUGCUUGUGAAGAGAUCGAGUUCAUGUUUAGACUGGGUCGUCCUGUUUUAGUCGGGACCACAAGUGUUGAGAAUUCAGAGCAUCUGUCUACCUUGCUAAGGAAAAGAAAAAUUCCACACAAUGUCCUCAAUGCUCUACCCAAGUAUGCUGCUAGAGAGGCUGAAAUUGUGGCCCAAGCAGGGAGAAAGCAUGCUAUCACUAUCUCUACUAAUAUGGCAGGAAGGGGUACUGAUAUUAUCCUAGGAGGAAAUCCAAAGAUGCUUGCAAAAGAAAUUUUGGAGGACAGCUUAAUUUCAUCUCUGACACAAGAUGCUCCUCAAACUGACAUUGAUGGGGAGUUGAAUUUAAAAAAGGUCUUAUCCAAAAUAAAAGUUGGACCAUCAUCUCUAGCGUUGUUAGCUAAGACAGCUCUGAUGGCUAAGUAUGUAUGCAAAAAUGAGGGUAAGAAAUGGCCAUAUGAAAAGGCAAAAUCUAUGAUUUCUGAAUCUAUAGAAAUGAGCCAAUCCAUGGAAUUGGAAGAGCUGCAGAAGCUUGCUGAUGAUCAAUCUGAGACGUACCCUCUUGGUCCAUCUAUGGCACUUACAUUCUUAUCAGUUUUGAAGGAUUGUGAGUCACACUGUUUAAAUGAGGGAUUAGAAGUGAAAAGGCUUGGGGGCCUGCAUGUGAUUGGAACAUCUUUACAUGAAUCCAGAAGAAUUGAUAACCAGCUUCGAGGAAGAGCAGGCAGGCAAGGAGAUCCUGGAUCGACAAGAUUUAUGGUAAGCUUGCAGGAUGAGAUGUUUCAAAAGUUCAACUUUGAUACUGAGUGGGCAGUGAAGCUUAUAUCUAGGAUUACUAAUGAUGAAGAUACUCCAAUUGAAGGUGAUGCGCUUCUUAAACAGCUUUUGUCCCUCCAAAUCAGUGUGGAGAAGUACUUCUUUGGCAUAAGAAAGAGCCUCGUGGAAUUUGAUGAAGUUCUUGAGGUGCAAAGGAAACAUGUCUAUAAUCUUCGCCAAUUAAUAUUAACUGGUGAUUUUGAAAGUUGUUCGCAGCACAUUUUGCAGUACAUGCAGGGUGUGGUAGAUGAGAUUAUUUUUAAUUAUGUAGAUCCACAGAAGCAUCCAAGCAAGUGGUUUUUGGAUAAGCUCUUGAGAGACUUCACAGGAUUUGCCGGAAAAAUAUUAAAUGAUUCCUUCUUGGAGAUCACUGAGGAAGCGUUGCUGGAUUCACUUGUUCAGCUCCACGAUAUGGGUUCUGUAACUAUUGAUGACUUUUGUAUACCAAACUUGCCUGGAAAACAAAAUCCUUUUAGAGGUAUUCGUGGCAAAACCGCUUCGUUGAAACGGUGGCUAGCCAUAUGCGCCGAUGAUUCAACCAAAGAUGGGAAAUACAGAGUGACGGUUAAUUUCCUUCGCAAGUACCUUGGAGACUUUCUGAUUGCCUCGUAUUUGGAUGUCAUACAAGAAUCUUGUUAUGAUUCUGAAUACGUUAAGAGAAUAGAGAGGGCAGUACUUCUGAAGACUUUAGAUAGCUUUUGGAGAGAUCAUCUCGUAAAUAUGAACAGGCUUAGUUCAGCAGUGAAUGUGAGGACUUUUGGGCUGAGGGAUCCACUAGAAGAAUACAAGAUUGAUGGUUGCCGCUUUUUCAUCUCUAUGCUGAGUGCAACCAGGAGGUUAACUGUUGAAUCGCUCUUGCGGUACUGGUCAUCCCCGAUGGAAUCUCAAGAAUUGUAUUCAUAGGGGGUUUUCAUCCCUACAUUACAUACCCACGCCUACUGCUCAACCACAGGUAUCCCUGACCUGACCUGACCUGACCUGAAAUUCCUAUUUCCAUUCCCCUGUGGAUAUUGGGAGGGAGGUUUACAAUUCAGAUGGUUUGAGUUUGAGGGUUGGGAGGGAGGGGCGUAUGCCCUUGCCGGCCCAUUGUUUGACAGAAGAAUUGGGUUGGUUGUUCAAGUCCAACAGUACAAAUCGCGAAUCUCAGUCAUGAAUUAAAAAGCAAUAUAAUCCACAAGACAACUUCAAACACCGGUAAGGUAAGGUAAGGUGCUCAUUUUCCCUUGUGAUGUCUCUCUGCUCUGCUAUGACGCCAUGGUACCACCGAUUUGAUACUGCUUCAAAUGUUUUAAUAGAAUUCACCAAGUAGUCUAGAAUUUUAUAAUUUAAAAGACUAACUUUUAAGUUGGUUUCUCUCUUGGGGAUGAGACUUUAGAUUAUUGCAUCCUCCAUAUUUAACAGCUUUGUAAGACUCUGCUAAAAUUAGUACGAGUAACUUUUAAGGAGGUAAAUGUGGAUGGAUGCUUGCUGAUUGGAGGAUAAUUUAAGGUCAAAUGUGCCAUUUUAUUUUCAAA
This is a messenger RNA of Ipomoea triloba (trilobed morning glory), 6179 nucleotides long. RefSeq names its product protein translocase subunit SECA2, chloroplastic. Gene Ontology annotation, cellular component: membrane; chloroplast envelope. Bases 85 to 5568 code for a protein of 1827 amino acids. The record is from RefSeq and is a predicted model, not a curated record. Gene Ontology annotation, biological process: protein phosphorylation; protein import; protein targeting. Gene Ontology annotation, molecular function: protein kinase activity; protein binding; ATP binding. Lineage: Eukaryota; Viridiplantae; Streptophyta; Magnoliopsida; Solanales; Convolvulaceae. The transcript has 37 exons.